This is a messenger RNA of Phragmites australis (common reed), 1487 nucleotides long. RefSeq lists its product as uncharacterized. The transcript is spliced from 8 exons. The coding region runs from base 94 to 1392 and encodes 432 amino acids. Gene Ontology annotation, molecular function: oligosaccharide binding; chitin binding. The record is from RefSeq and is a predicted model, not a curated record. Gene Ontology annotation, biological process: carbohydrate metabolic process. Gene Ontology annotation, cellular component: extracellular region. NCBI's taxonomy places the organism in Eukaryota, Viridiplantae, Streptophyta, Magnoliopsida, Poales, Poaceae.
GGGACAAGCCCAGGUUCCGGGCCCACAUUAAACCACCCAUCACUGGCCCAGUUUCUCGUCGCUCGCCGCACUGGGUCGCCCCCAGCCGGAGAAAUGCCGCCGCGGAGGCGAGAUCGCCGGCCACCCCGCGGCUCGUCGCCACCGCCCUCCCAUGCAAGGACACCGCCCUCCGCCUCCGCCUCCUCCUCGCGCGUGCGCCUCAUCCUCCUCGCCCCUCUCCUCCUCCUGGUCCUCGUCCUCGCCGCCCUUCGCUUCUCCGGUCGCCUCUCCUGGUCCCCUCCCCUCCCCCGGACGCCAGAGACAACCGCUCUCUCCGUUUACGAGCGCGGCCUCGUCAAGCGCGACGUCUCCGUCCGCGAGAUCCUCUCCGAGCACGCUAGGGUUUCGGACAACCAGUCGCGGCGCCACUUCCCGAACCCCGUCCUCGCCUAUGUGACCCCCUGGAACUCCAAAGGUUAUGACGUGGCAAAGAUAUUCAGCGCAAAGCUUACUCACAUAUCACCAGUGUGGUAUGAUUUGAAGAGUGAUGGGAACAGGCUAGUUCUGGAAGGAGAGCACAAUUUUGAUGCGAUAUGGGUCUCCGAACUUCAAAGCAACGGGUCUCUGGUAGUACCGAGAGUUGUAUUAGAAGCAUUUCCUGCUGUUGUUCUAUUGGAAAAGAAGCAAAAAGCAAAAGCUAUUGAUCUAAUAGUGACUGAAUGCAGGGAUAAGGGCUAUGACGGAAUUGUGCUGGAAUCCUGGUCAAGAUGGGCUGUUUAUGGUGUGCUGGAUGAUCCAGAGCUACGUUACAUGGCACUUCAAUUUGUCAAGCAGCUGGGGGAGGCUUUGCAUUCAAUCAGUUCAAAAUCAAGGAGCCGCCAUUUGGAAUUAAUUUAUGUUAUACCAGCUCCGAGAAUGCAAGAGCUCAAUCAUCAAGAUUUUGGACCAGAGGAUCUCCUGCAGUUGGCUGACUCGUUAGAUGGUUUCUCCCUUAUGACAUAUGACUUCUCAGGGCCUCAAAAUCCUGGUCCGAGUGCACCUCUGAAGUGGCUACAGCAUUCUUUAGCAACACUUCUUGCAGCCAAGGGUUCUUCUCAUAGCCAUUCUCGGAUGAUAUUCCUCGGCAUCAAUUUUUACGGGAAUGAUUUUCUACUUUCUAGAGGCAGCGGCGGUGGUGCUAUCACUGGAAGAGAUUUCGUUCAUUUACUUGAGAAGUAUAAGCCAUCUUUGCAGUGGGAUGAGAAAAGUUUAGAGCAUUUUUUCAUCUAUUCAGAUGAAGGUGUGAAACAUGCUGUAUUUUACCCAACACUGAUGUCUCUUUCUGUACGUUUGGAUGAAGCACGAAAUUGGGGAACAGGCCUUUCAAUUUGGGAGAUUGGCCAAGGUUUGGACUACUUUUUUGAUGUUCUAUAGGAAUUUCUCACUAUGCCUUGUUUUUGGAGGUGUGUCAAUCAAACAACUAAUGCUGUGAAGUAUGAAAUCCAUCUGUAUGACCUUUUGGUACCGAA